AAUCUAACCAUUCUCAGUCUUAAGCCAAAUGGAAAUUGGGUAUGAGCCUCGUGGUUUACAACAAGUUCUAUACAUUGCUGGUUCGUUGUUUGUGGCCGUCUUUCUUUACUUUGUUCUAAGAAUUUUGUAUGGACUGUCAACUUUCCCUGAUCGGCCUGACGCGUUCGCUGAGUUGGAGAAAGAUUUAGCCAAGGCAAAAAAGUUUUUGCGUUCGAAAGGUGUAGAAGUGUAGAAAUCAUUUGUAUAUUAGUUGAACUUGUGUUGAGGAAUCAACAUAGGAAAAUAUUCCUAUUCAGAGAUGGAGUUUGAAAGUUCAUAUGGACUUGUGUUCUGUUAGUUGAGUGAGUCUUGUGAUUUCACUGUAAAUGCGAAACUUUAAAAGCUUUAGUCAUAGUGGAUGGAGAACUUCAGUCAAAGUCCGUAACCACAGUGCUUUCGAUGUAACUGCCUUUUGAAUAGAUAUUGGAAAAGUCUUCAUAUUUAGACCAUCCACACGUUAGUUUUCUUCGAAGCUUUCUGAAACAUAUGAUGUUGCAAACGUAGAUUGGAAGCCAACAAGUGAAAGUCACCUUUCUCUAUCUCUUCGUAGUUUUCUCACAAGCCUUCUGAAUAGCCUUUUCGGAACUCGAUGAAUGGUUAGAUCAAUGACUGUAUGCUGUUCUUGAUUAUAAGUUGUACGAGUAGCGUUCACUUGCAUGUUUCUUACUAAGCACCUUUCGAGUUAUCUCGUUAACUAUACAAAAUAUUAGACUAGCAAGGGAACGCUUGUGUUCCGAACCAAAGUAAUCAGAAACCCGCUUUAAAAUAGCUGAUAGGAAAAACAAAAUAAUAAACUCAAAGAUCUCUUUCUUUUGAGGUUCAACUGUUAACCAACUUUCUCCACAGUUCUGGUUUGCUCUUGGAGCAAUUUUUUUCUGUAAAA
Molecule: messenger RNA, 922 nt
Organism: Galdieria sulphuraria
Lineage: Eukaryota; Rhodophyta; Bangiophyceae; Galdieriales; Galdieriaceae
Exons: 2
Coding region: 29-232 (67 amino acids)
Source: RefSeq, a predicted model, not a curated record